CGUCCAAUGGUUACCGCUCAAACAAUCACCUUGGAACGAAUGAGGAAAUAAUGUGACAAUCAAUAUUCCAUUCAAAUGCGCACCAGUAAACAAGAUGGCAAACUCAGAUAAGGAUAUAUCCUACUCUGACCUUAAGGCCCUCCUGGCCAAGAGCAACAAGGGUCUUCUGGUGGUUGACGUACGGACCAAAGAGGAGGUAGACCGUGGACACAUUCCAGGAUCAAUCCAUAUUCCAGUUGAUACAGUGGAGAGUGCCCUAGCGCUGGACCCUGCUGAGUUCCAGGCCAAAUAUGGGGUGCCCAAACCCCCCCUGGACGCCCCGGAGCUGGUGUUUCACUGUCAGAUGGGCCGACGAGGAGGCGUGGCCACAGACAAGGCACGAGGCCUGGGAUUCCAAAAGGCCGUCAACUAUGCCGGAGGAUACCAGGAGUGGUCUGAGAAAGAGGGGAAAUGAGGCGCACGAUUAGCCUGCAUUGUGAAAGCAGAGCAUAAACACGCACAAAUGAUGCUCACAUUCUGCUGAAACAUGAAAGUACUAGGAUAUCACUCACCUUUUUGCUUCUUGUAUUUGUUAUUACAGGUGUGUUCUAUAUGUUUUAAAAUAAAGAUGGAGAAUAAGAUUGUA
Messenger RNA from Coregonus clupeaformis (lake whitefish), 625 nucleotides. RefSeq names its product thiosulfate:glutathione sulfurtransferase. The transcript has 4 exons. Gene Ontology annotation, cellular component: mitochondrion. The coding region runs from base 95 to 454 and encodes 119 amino acids. Gene Ontology annotation, molecular function: thiosulfate-cyanide sulfurtransferase activity. The record is from RefSeq and is a predicted model, not a curated record. NCBI's taxonomy places the organism in Eukaryota, Metazoa, Chordata, Actinopteri, Salmoniformes, Salmonidae.